CAUAUAAUCUUUGCUUUCUCUCUCUUCUCUUGGCUCUCUCUCCCUUGCUCCCUGUGCAGAAAUGGCCAAGUUAUUGCCAACUGAUUCAUGCACUAAUACAAAGUCCAUUUCAGUUUCACAGUUGUCUGAUUCUCUUCCUGCAAAUGGAGGCAAUGGAACUUACAGCUACUCCAACAACUCCUCCUAUCAGAGAUUAUUUGCUCAUGUUGAAAGGGAAAAAAUUGAUGAAGAAAUUGCAGAAAAGUUUGAGAUCAAAAAGCUCUCUUCUUCUUCCUCAAACACCAUUGUUCUUGCUGACUUGGGUUGCGCUACUGGAUCGAACACCUUCAUGACGAUGCAGCACAUUGUAAAGUCCAUGAAACGAUCUUUCCAAUCGCUUUGCCCUAGCUCGGCAUUGCCUGAGUUUCAAGUGUUCUUCAAUGAUCAGGUCACCAACGACUUCAACACGUUGUUUCAAUCGUUACCGAUGGAGCGAGACUACUUUGCAGCAGGCGUGGCGGGGUCAUUCCACCAUCGGCUGUUCCCGAAGGCAUCGGUGCAAUUCGUGCAUUCUUCAUACGCCGUCCACUGGCUGUCAAGGAUCCCGGAGGAGCUGCGGGAUGAGAGGUCACUGGCAUGGAACAAGGGGCAUAUCCACUACCUGGGGGCGGCGGAGGCGGUGGCAGCGGCUUACGCGGCCCAGUUUGCCAAGGAUAUGGGAGAUUUUCUGAGGGCUAGGGCGGAGGAGUUGGUGGAAGGAGGAAUAAUGGUGAUUAUCACAUCAGGAAAUCCUGAUGGAACUUCAGCUUCUCACUUACCAUCUGGUUUGCUCUAUAAUUUUCUGGGCUCUACGCUCAUUGAUAUGUCAAAAGAGGGAUUAGUGAGUGAAGCUCAAGUGGAUUCCUUCAACUUGCCAAUAUACAUCACUUGCCCAUCAGAGAUGAGACAAUUGGUAGAAGAAAAUGGGGAAUUUAGCAUUGAAAGAAUGGAGCUAACAGAUCCAACCACAUGGGUAAAGGGUAACAUUGAUACUCAAGAGUGGGUGAGCCAUGUAAGGGCAGCCAUGGAAGGCAUCUUCACCAAACACUUUGGAGACAACCUUAAUAUCAUCGACCAAAUGUUUCAAAGAGUCAUCAAAAAGCUUGAACACCAUCGUGAGGACAUCAACUCUAAGCUCCAUGAAAAAGUUCAACUCUUUGUUGUUUUGAAACGCAAAUAAAAGUAGUACUCAUGCACACACUUUAAAGUUCUCUCCCCUUAGCAUUUUGAGUGUAAUUUUAAUUUGUGAGCCACCUUAAUCAUCUACAUUAUCAUUA
Molecule: messenger RNA, 1295 nt
Organism: Momordica charantia (bitter melon)
Lineage: Eukaryota; Viridiplantae; Streptophyta; Magnoliopsida; Cucurbitales; Cucurbitaceae
Product: loganic acid O-methyltransferase
Molecular function (GO): methyltransferase activity
Source: RefSeq, a predicted model, not a curated record